AUGGAGAGGAACAGAACUCAAAUGAACAUUAACUCUGCUGAGAACCUCGGACAUUACGAGAGAGUGGAUGCCAAAACAAAUAUCGGCGUUCCAUUGGAUAUGAACGAAACGGAACAAGAGCUGGAUAGCCAUGCGGAAAAAGUCGCUUCCGAAGGGACGCAUUGGUUGGGUUAUUGUGGAACUCUUCCCCUCAUCCCCCUUGCUUCAAGAAGGCGUUCAAGCAGCAAAAUAUCAGGAGCAAUGAAAGAGAAAUUCUUCGCGCUACGCAUGGGAGAUAUUUAUAAAAUGCACGAGGAACGGAAGACAAAAGUGUUUUUGGAACACGCACCGCACUUGGAACACUGCCAAGAGGCUUUAACUCGAAAAGCGGAAAUGUUAGAGUGUUCAAGUGAUUUGGACCUAAAUCGCAAUCGCAGAACCGAAGCGGGGAUUGCUCUACUUCAAAUUUGUUAUUGCCGAGUUCAGCUUGGAAACUACAAUUCGGCUACUGAAGUCGGAUUUGAAGCUCUAAAACGUUUGAUUCGGUUAAACAAUAUAGCUGAAUAUAAAGAACAACUGAAUUCAUGCGUGAAGAGUUGUGAUCGAUGCCUUGCAUUCUGCGAAAGUCACGGACCGUUUCGUUGUCUCUUGGCCGCAGUUUUGCUAUGCUUUAUGUACCGACACAACUUGCUUCCAGAAGAUAAGGCAACACUGUUUCAAGUACUCUCAUCAGAUCUGUUUCAGGCGGCAUUGUUUACUUCGCUUGCAACUGCAGUCAAUGCGGAUCGGUAUACGGACCCAACAUUUCCUUUAUUCGACAGCCCCCAUUUGGGAACUGUGCUGAGCAAAACACUGACGGUUUUUGGCGCAAACGAGGUCAUGGUUUGUCUUGUAGAUAUCAUCGAAUUUAGUCUAGAGAAUCGAUUAUAUCAGUCGGUAAGUUUUAAUUGA
Messenger RNA from Dicrocoelium dendriticum, 930 nucleotides. Lineage: Eukaryota; Metazoa; Platyhelminthes; Trematoda; Plagiorchiida; Dicrocoeliidae. The record is from the annotation of a GenBank genome assembly.